GCUUUAAUUUUAAUAACAAAAACCACAACCUCGUCAAUAACCCCGUCGAAUUCAUCAAUACCGAAAAUAUGCAGUCCGCUGGAAAGGCUUUGUCUACUAGAAGCGAAAACAGGAAGAAAGCCCUGACUAAACGCGACGAGAACGUCUUGGCUUGGGCCAGCAAUGGCUUACGGAGGAAUGAUGAGCAGCUCUUCAAGUGGAAUGUCGAUGCAAAUGAAAGGAAACCCCAAAUAUUAUACAAAGUAUCCCAAGAAGAAAUACGUUGCUGUCUCAUACAAACAGAAGAGGCCACAAAAGGGUUUGGGUCAAACUCGUCACGGUCCAGUGCGAAAGACGUUCAAGUGAAUGCACCCUCAAAUCACCGAGACAUUGAACUGCUCCACACU
This is a messenger RNA of Notodromas monacha, 386 nucleotides long. Lineage: Eukaryota; Metazoa; Arthropoda; Ostracoda; Podocopida; Cyprididae. The record is from the annotation of a GenBank genome assembly.